GUAGUUGCGCAAAAACUACAAUAUUGGCGCGACCGGCUGAGGAGAUCCACGUGAAGAAGGAAGACGUUUUUUCGCGUGGAUGUCUGAGUGGCAUUUGCCUUUUAUAGUACUAAAAUGGAUGUCAACAAAUUAGUCGAUGUUUUGAGGGCUACACUAGACCCUACUCAACGUGAACAAGCCGAACAACAGCUCAAUGAGGUCCACAAGAUCAUUGGCUUUGCACCGAUCUUGCUUCAAGUGGUCAUGAGUGACCAGUUAGAUAUGCCUGUUAAACAAGCAGGUGCUAUCUACUUAAAGAACAUGAUCAUGCAGUUCUGGCAUGAGAGAGAAGCAGAAUUUCCAGGAGAUCCAGUGCCUUUUAACAUCCAUGAUAAUGAUAAACAACCAAUUAGGGACAACAUUGUGGAAGCUGUCAUUCAUGCUUCAGACCCAAUUAGGGUUCAGCUUGCCAUAUGUGUGAGCAAUAUCAUAAAGCAUGACUUUCCUGGGCGCUGGCCAAAUGUUGCAGAUAAAGUGGCCAUGUAUAUCCAAUCGGACAACCACCAAACUUGGAUGGGAGCUCUGUUGUGUUUAUAUCAACUUAUUAAAACAUAUGAGUACAAGAAGUCUGAUGAGCGUGUCCCGUUGACCCAGGCAAUGCAUGUGUUGUUACCAUUGAUCUACCAAAGAUGUCUGCAACUCCUACCUGAUCAGUCUGAGCUCUCUGUGCUCAUACAAAAGCAAAUUCUGAAAUGUUUUCAUGCACUUAUACAGUACUGCCUUCCUCUAGAUCUUAUCACAAAAGAAGCCUUCACACAGUGGAUGGAGCUGUUUAGACAGAUUGUCGAAAGGUCUGUCCCAGAGGCAACCCUGCAGAUUGACGAGGAAGAAAGGCCAGAACUAGCUUGGUGGAAAUGCAAGAAGUGGGCCUGUCAUAUCAUCACCAGGUUGUUUGAAAGGUAUGGAAGCCCAGGAAAUGUGCAGGCUGAAUAUAACAAGUUUGCAGAGUGGUAUUUAAAGAGUUUCUCAGCUGGUAUUAUCCAGGUGGUGUUAAAAGUAUUAGACCAAUAUAGACAGAAGCAGUAUGUUUCACCAAGGGUCCUGCUGCAUUGCCUCAACUACCUUGAUCAAGGAGUCAGCCAUGCAUUUUCUUGGAAGUUCAUGAAACCACAUAUGCAGACGUUAGUGAGAGAGGUAUUGUUCCCUCUACUAUGCCAUAGUGAUGAAGAUGAAGAAUUAUGGACAACAGAUCCUCAUGAAUACAUCAGAACGAAAUAUGAUGUGUUUGAAGAGUUCCUAUCCCCUAGUACUGCAGCUCAGACACUUCUACACUCUGCUGCAAGCAAGAGAAAAGAGAUCCUGCAGAAGACGAUGGGCUUUUGUAUGCAGAUGCUUUCCACUGGCACUGAGCCAAGACAGAAAGACGGAGUUUUGCACAUUAUUGGAGCACUAGCAGAUGUUCUAUUAAAAAAAAAAAUCUACAAAGACCAGGUUGAGCUGAUGCUGGCCAACCAUGUCUUCCCGGAAUUUGAGAGCCCAUGCGGGUUUUUGCGAGCACGGGCAUGCUGGGUUUUGCACUACUUUUGUGAAGUGAAGUUCAAGGAUGAUGCAAACCUUGCUAGAGGCCUUGAUUUGUGUCGAACCUGCCUGUGCACAGACAAAGAGCUGCCUGUGAGAGUAGAGGCUGCCAUUGCUCUCCAGAUGCUGAUCACCAACCAAGAAAAGGCAGAAGACAUGGUGAAGCCACAUGUGAAACCCAUUAUUUUAGAAUUGCUGAAUGUGAUACGAGAAACAGAGAAUGAUGAUAUGACUAGUGUUAUGCAGAAAAUGGUUUGCACAUUUGUUGAAGAGGUGGCUCCUCUGGCAGUUGAGGUCACUACACACUUGGCUCAAACUUUCCAGCAAGUUGUUGACUCAGACUCAGAUGAGGGCUCAGAUGAGAAGGCUAUUGCUGCCAUGGGCAUUCUCAACACUCUGGAAACCAUUCUUAAUGUGAUGGAAGAGCAAAAAGAAAUUUUAAAUCAGCUGGAGGGAAUUGUUUUAAAUGUAAUAGGAUUAAUAUUCCAGCAAAAUAUGAUUGAAUUUUAUGAAGAAGUUUUAUCUCUUGUGUAUAUGUUGACAUGUACACAAAUCUCACAGCACCUGUGGCAGGUCUUUUAUAUGGUCUAUGAAAUAUUUCAGAAAGAUGGAUUUGAUUACUUCACAGACAUGAUGCCAGCCCUCCACAACUAUGUCACAGUAGAUCCACAAGCUUUCCUUGCAAAUCCCAAGCAUUUAGAGAUCAUCUACAACAUGUGUAAAACUGUAAUGACAGGAGAUGCUGGUGAGGAUGCAGAGUGCCAUGCUGCCAAGCUGCUAGAGGUGAUCCUCCUCCAGUACAAAGGACAAGUUGACCCUGUGGUUCCGUCAUUUGUGGAGUUGGCUCUUGAGAGAUUAACAAGAAAAGUGAGGACCUCGGAAUUGAGAACAAUGUGUCUGCAGGUUGUCAUUGCUGCACUCUAUUACAAUCCUCAGGCCUUGCUAGACAUGCUGGACAAGAUGCGUUUACCAAAUAUCACAGAUUCCAUCACAGCACAGUUUGUGAAACAGUGGUUACACGACUGUGAUUGUUUCCUUGGUCUUCAUGACAGAAAAAUCAGUGUCCUUGGUCUUUGUACGUUAAUGGACACACCCUCUACUCGCCCAGCUGCCAUCAAUGAGAAUGCCUCACAGAUCCUCCCCUCCGCUCUGCUGCUCUUUGCAGGUCUAAAAAGGGCUUACGCAAGUCGAGCAGCAGCUGAAAAUGAAGAGGGUGAUGAUGAAGAUGAAGAAUACGAGGAAGAUGAAUUAGGGAGUGAUGAAGAUGAAAUUGAUGAAGAAGGUGCUGAAUAUUUAGAAAAAUUGGAGAGAUCGGCAAAUGGAGAUGAUGACAGUGAUGACGAAUAUGACGACGAGGCAGAAGAAACUGCAUUAGAAAGUUACAGGACACCUUUAGAUGAUGAUGACUGCACAGUAGAUGAAUAUCAGGUCUUUAAAACUGUACUACAAAGCUUACAAAGCAGGGAUCCCAGCUGGUACAGCUCCCUAACUAGUCAAUUAACACAGGAACAACAACAGGAAUUAAAUGAAGUCUUUACAUAUGCUGAACAGAGGAAGGCUGUCCAGGAUUCAAAGAAGAUAGAGAAGAGUGGUGGGUACGUCUUUGCCAAUGUAUCUGUUCCCACCAACUUUAACUUUGGUUGAGAACUUUUGACAAGAAAAGACAAACGAAAGCAUUCAUGGGGACUUUCUUGCAUCUGGAAAAUCUUAGUUUCUUACUGAGUGGUGUGGCUUUCCAGCAUUGGCUAUGGAAUUUCAGAGUCGAAGAUUGGGCAAGGGUCAUUAUGGCAAGGUUGAACAUAAACAAUUGGGAAUUAUAAUUUUAUCAUCCAAGGAAGAAUAUCAAGCACUUGCCAGUGACAUCUAUUUAAUGUUUUGAGGAUAACAUUUUCAGCCCUUCCCAUUGAUCAUUACAGUUUGUAACAAUCCAUUUAUCGCGAGAAUAUUUUAAUCUUAAGUGAAAAGUAGUUUCAUUCAUCACAGAGACAAAGAUGAAGCUUCCCUCCCUGUAUCAUGAAAUAAUCUUGUGGCUUUUUCGUCACUACAUUUAUUUAUUUUCUAAAGAAUUAAGCCUUUGGCUCCUAGAAUGAAUGAGACUACAGGAAAUGCUUUGUACUGUAAGUGAUUUAUAUACACUAAAUUAAAGCAUGCUGCUGGCACAGUUUCAAAGAUCAUUUUCAUUACCAUUUCAUGAAAGCUCAGUGUGUGGAUUCAAAAGCUUAUUUUAUAUAACAGAAAUUUCUGUGGCAUUAUGGACAGUUUAAGCAGUUCUGUACACUUAUUACAGAACUCAGAGUGCCAACUAAGGAUCUUAUUCUACCAAGUGUGUUAAACAUUUUAAUUGCCCUUCUCUCCAGCCUUUGUUAUUGCAAAAAUAGAAGCAACCAGAACCAGUCUUAUUGUUUCAUAACAUUGUGCAGAUGCUGGUUUUACCCCUUGCAAUAUGGUAGGCAAACACCCGCAUGAAAUUUUGUAAUGCAGUUUCAUAAGUCUCUCCCCUCCCCAUUUUAUUGAAAUUAUUUUGGCAUACACACUAAAAGUCUAUUUUUAAGUCUCUAUGCCAUUUUUUUGUGCCUACAUUCAGCAGUGACAAUAAAUUUCUUUAAGUAAACAA
Messenger RNA from Lingula anatina, 4171 nucleotides. RefSeq names its product importin-7. Gene Ontology annotation, molecular function: small GTPase binding. Lineage: Eukaryota; Metazoa; Brachiopoda; Lingulata; Lingulida; Lingulidae. The record is from RefSeq and is a predicted model, not a curated record. Gene Ontology annotation, biological process: protein import into nucleus. Gene Ontology annotation, cellular component: cytosol; nuclear envelope.